GACGCCUGUCAUAACAGCGAGCGGCAGGCUGCCAGGCGUCCACAAUGAUGUCCAUAAGUAAGAGCAGACUUAUAGCGAGAGCUUGGAUAGCUCGACCCACUUCAAGCUCGUCGCGCCAAAUCUACCUCGCUGCCCCAUCAGCCAGUUCCUCUUCCGCCUCUCGCCCGACUAUCGGUUCUCGCGCUUUCUCCGAUACGUCUUCACGGAGAGCUGGAGCUCUAUCGGGCGAACACGUCGAGAAGCGUAUGGAGGAAAAGCUGAGAAAGGAAUUUAAUCCUACUCGGUUGGGGAUACAAGAUACAUCAGGAGGAUGCGGAUCAUUCUUCAACAUUGAUAUUGAGUCUGAAAAGUUUGUCGGCAUGACCAAAGUGAAACAACACAAAGCCGUCCAGAACGCUAUUAAAGAGGAGAUUGAGGGGAUGCAUGGGGUCUCACUACGGACGUCUCCACCAGGCGAGUAGAUCGGACAGCGAUAUAGCAGG
Molecule: messenger RNA, 482 nt
Organism: Kockovaella imperatae
Lineage: Eukaryota; Fungi; Basidiomycota; Tremellomycetes; Tremellales; Cuniculitremaceae
Product: bola protein
Exons: 3
Coding region: 45-461 (138 amino acids)
Source: RefSeq, a predicted model, not a curated record